CAACAGUGCCUUGAAUACUUUGAUUGCUGAAGGCAGUGUCACACGUACCUCUACUGGAAUAUGAUAGAUCACAGUGUUUCAGUUACAUAAGAAUUAAAACAGAGAACAGGUAGAUAAUCCUAAUCCCAGCUAAUCCUCUGUGGACCUAAGAGGGAUUAACAGCCUUUAACAAGAUGAGUGCAAAAAAGGCCUUCACCCCUGGAGGACCAAAAAUGAAGGAACCAGCCUUCAGAACCCCGAUGUCCUACAGCCCCAGGAUUGUGGGUAAUAAGCCAGUCCCCUCCCCCUCCAGAUCAGAGCUGUGGAAAAAACAACUGGGCUUUGAAGAUGAUAUUCCAGUGGACUCUCCAUCAGAAUCGGAGGAGGAUGAGAAUCCAUUUGAUGAUUCAGAUAACAAAGAGAAUAUUUCUAUUGUGGAAUACAAGACACUACAGAAACAGCUGGAUGAGAGAAAUGCUGAGAGAGAUGAGCUUUUGUUUACCAUUAGAAAUUUGUCAGAGAAGAACAAAAAGUACAAAAAUAAAUUGGAAAAAGAGGAGAUGACAAAGAGACAACAGAUGAAGAUUCUGUGUAAAACCCAGGAGAUUAACUUAAUGGAGAAGGAUAAGCUGAUUGGUAAUCUACAGAGUCUGGUGGAGGACCAGGAAAACCGAAUCCUGGAACUGGAGCAGUCCAUCAAUGGGAACACGAAUCAGAAACUCCCUGGAAAUGCUAAUGGUGGUGCUAAUUAUAAACUGGUGGAGGACAUAAAGCGACUCCACGAGGAGAAGGUCAACCUCACAAAGAGACUCGAGAUGGUGCAGUCGGAGAUGGAGACUCAUUCCUGUACAAACGGGGUCAGCGAUGACUCCAACAAAGAGAUUAUAGCUCAGCUGGAGAAAGAGAAAAAGGAGUUACAGGAUGAGCUCAGCAAAUACAACAAAAAUAAUUUGCCUUCAGACACAGGGCCUUGUCACACAGAUACAGAGAAACAGGUGGAGAAAUUGCUGUCCCACAACAAGGAACUAGAGGAGGAAGUGCAGGAACUGAGGCAGUCCCAGGCCAGGUCCACUUCCUUGUUUGAGGAGGGGGUGAAAAAACAAAAGGAUCUGGAAGAUGAAUUAAAGAGAUACAGAGAAAAGUUCACCAGACUCAAGGAGAACUUACAGAAGAAAACUGAAGAGCUGAAGGAGAACGAAGUGAAACAUCGAGAGCAGGUCACCAAACUGUCAGAGGAGAACCGUGUCACCUCCAAAAGAAUGAGGGACCUCAUGGUGGAGGUGACCCACCUACAGGCUAGGGAACCUGAGGUUGUCACCAAAAUCAAAGUACAGGAAGUGGAGGUAGAUUCCCAGAAGACUCUGGAUGCCCUUAAAGCCUGUGAGGCCGAGAGAGAGGACUACCGUUGUAAGAUGGAAGAGAGUCAGUCACAGCACUUGCACGUUGUUAGUCUACUGGAGAAGGAACAACACCUCACAGAGACACUAUCAGAGGAGGUCAAUAAGCAGAAGGAGAAAUUGAUAAGUCUCGUCCAGGACACAGCAGAAAAACUAGAAGAAGCAGACAGAGCAAAAGAAGCAGCCAUUCAAAGCACAAAAAUGCAAAUGGAGAGAAAUCUUAAGCAUUUGGAGACUAAGUACAGACAGUUGUGUGAGCAGGUCUCCUUUAUCCUCCCAGCCUACCAGGCGCUAGAGAAGUCCUACGUCCAUCUAGAGGCUGAGUGUAGACAGUUCCCACAAUUACUGCAGGCGGCCAUUACUGAUGUCAAGAAUCAGAUGUGCCGUGCAAUAAGAAAUAUUGAUGACUACAAUAAAGACCUGGUCCGUCGAUAUCACAGAGAGAUGCAGCUCAGGAAAAAAUAUCAUAAUGAACUGGUUGAACUGAAAGGCAACAUCAGAGUAUUUUGUCGAGUACGUCCUAAAAUAAAAGAAGAUGGUGGAGGCAUGAUGGGAAAUAUUGUGGUGGAUUAUGACAGAGAUGACAAUGGGCUCAUCUAUGUGAACAACAAGGGGAGAUCACAGAACUUUGAACUUGAUCUAGUGUUCACUCCAGAGAGCACACAAGAACAGGUGUUUGAGGAGGUUCAAUCCCUGGUGACAUCCUGUAUAGAUGGUUACAAUGUCUGUAUUUUUGCCUACGGACAGACAGGCUCCGGAAAGACCUUCACCAUGGAGGGAGACAGAGAAAAUCCUGGCAUCAAUCAGCGAGCCCUGGCCCUGUUAUUUAAGGAGGUGGAGGGCCGUGGCCAGGACUGGGCAUACACCAUAACAGUCAGUGUGAUGGAGAUCUACAACGAGAAGAUCAGGGAUCUGUUGAGUGAUGAUCCCUCUUACAAGAUGGAGGUAAAGAUGAAUCCAGAGGGAGGGCUACAUGUACCUGGCCUGUGUUCAGAAGAGGUCAGAUCAGUAGAUGAUGUCAAUCAGGUGUUUGCUCUUGGCCAGAAGAAUCGAGCUACUGCCACAACCAAUAUGAAUGAGCAUUCCUCUCGAUCUCAUGCUUUGCUGACAGUACAAGUCGUUGGUGUCAACAAAACCACUAAUGUCAAAACUGUGGGAAAAUUAAACUUGGUAGACUUGGCAGGCUCUGAGCGAGUCAGUAAGUCAGGAGCAGAUGGUACUCGACUUAAGGAGGCUCAGAACAUCAACAAGUCACUCUCCUGUCUGGGGGAUGUGAUCCACGCUCUCCGAAGUAGACAAAGCCACGUGCCAUACAGGAACUCAAAACUCACCUACCUGCUGCAAGACUCUCUUGGUGGUGAUAGUAAGACCUUGAUGAUUGUACAGAUUGCUCCAGUAGAGAAAAACCUUGGAGAAUCAGUGUGCAGUUUGAACUUUGCUCAGCGAGUUCGAACCGUCGAGCUGGGUCAAGCGAGCAGACAAGUGGUUCAAGCUGGAGAUGAGACUAAUGGAGUAUCACCAAGUACCCCAAGCAGAACAACCUCUACACCCAGCAAAGCCCCCUCCACCCCCACCAGAACCAUGAGUCUGAACACACCUACGGGUAGACAGCACACACCAGUCAUAAUGAACAGAACACCAAGCAGCUCCACUAAAGGGUCGUCACUUCGCUAUCCCAAAAGACCAGAUAAAUGAAAGGUCUCGCAGAUGGCCAAAAAAGACAGUAUCAGUAGGAAGUUAUGAUUAAUACAUGAACAUCAUCAGAACAUGACUACUGCAGACUGUGUUUAGAGAGAUUUUAAACUUUAUUUUUUCAUUUAGCUUUAAUUACUCGGCUACCUUGUUGAACCAGUUAAAUUAACAGUGCUUAGGAAAUUCAUAAGCUGAUGUUGCAUGUGGUUAUGUCCCUUUGUCGAACUAUGUGAUGAAGUAUCUCAGGAUAUGCUAAAUUCUUGCAAUGUUUUCUUUUUUUAAUCUUGGUGAUAUUUUCUAGUGCUUGUGCUAUUAUUAUUAUUAUUUUUUUUAACAGCCCCAUCCAUACCCCCAUUCCUUUCCUCAAUCUUUAGUGACAUAAUACAUGUAUUUUUAAUUUAAUUCAAAGGAGUGUGCUCAGUCUGUCAUUGCUGGCAAAUUUUCUGAAUGUUUGAAGACUUUCAUUGCUGAAUAUUGGCUAUCAUCUUUGAAGAUGGAUUUGGCACUUAGUGCAAUAACAAGGUGUUUUAAAUUUUGUUUUUGAUAAUUAAUUUGAAUUUUGUAUGUGUAUGUUUUCUUAGUUGUAAAUACUAGUAGUUAGUUUGUAAUACCCAAACCAUUAUUGAAUGUGUAAUGAUUUUAUUUUCAAAUUAUG
This is a messenger RNA of Saccostrea echinata, 3723 nucleotides long. Its product is annotated as kinesin-like protein KIFC3. Gene Ontology annotation, biological process: microtubule-based movement. The record is from RefSeq and is a predicted model, not a curated record. The transcript is spliced from 22 exons. Lineage: Eukaryota; Metazoa; Mollusca; Bivalvia; Ostreida; Ostreidae. Bases 174 to 3071 code for a protein of 965 amino acids. Gene Ontology annotation, molecular function: microtubule binding; microtubule motor activity; ATP binding.